GCGGAUGGCGGAAGUGGAGGUGCCGCGGGCGGUGAUGGCGGCGGGGCCGGGCCGGGAUCCCCCCGGGAUGUCCCGGAAUCCCACGGGAACGGCCCGGAAUUCCAUGGGCAUGCUCCGAGCGCUGCUCGUGGCCGCGCUGGCGGCGGGUUCCUGCCAGGGGAACUCGGUGCACAGGAAGAUUUACAUCCCCCUGAACCACACAGCGCCCUGCGUGCGCCUGCUCAACGCCACGCACCAGAUCGGCUGCCAGUCCUCGCUGAGCGGGGACACGGGCGUGAUCCACGUGGUGGAGCAGGAGCAGGACCUGGAGUGGGCCCUGUCCAAGGGUCCCCACCCGCCCUACAUGGUCCUGCUGGACGGGAACCUCUUCUCCAGGGACGUUUUGAUGCAGCUGAAAGGAUCCUCCCGGAUUUCAGGCCUGGCCGUGGCCGCUGCCUCUCCCGCCCCUUCCCAAGGAUUUUCCCCAGGAUUGAAAUGUCCCAACGAUGGAUUUGGGGUAUAUUCAGAUACCUACGGCCCUCAGUUUGCUCACUGCAACGGCUCCCAGUGGAACCCGGGUGGCUCCGGGGUCUCCUAUGAGGAUUUUCCCUUCCCCAUUUUCCUGCUGCAGGACGCCAAUGAGACCCAGCUCAUCAAAGAGUGUUACCAGGCCCACAACGUGCCGGGCCCCGGGGGCUCAGCGCCGCAGUUCCCGCUGUGCGCCAUGCAGCUGCAGUCCCACAUGCACGCUGCAGCCAGCACCGUCACCUGCAUGCGCCGCAGCUCGCUGCAGAGCGCCUUCAGCAUCAACCCGGAGAUCGUGUGUGACCCGCUGCUGGAUUUCAAUGUCUGGAGCUCCCUGCAGCCCAUCAACGCCUCGGGGCGGCUGCAGCCCCAGCAGCGCGUGGUGCUGGCGGCCACCAGGGUGGACAGCCACUCGUUUUUCUGGAACGUAGCCCCGGGGGCCGAGGCCGCCGUCGGCUCCUUCGUGGCGCUGCUGGCGGCGGCGCAGGCCCUGCACGGAGCCCCCGGCGCCCAGAGCCUGCCCAGGAACGUGCUCUUCGUCUUCUUCCAGGGGGAGAGCUUUGAUUACAUCGGCAGCUCGCGCCUGGUGUUUGACAUGGAGCAGGAGAAGUUCCCGCUGCGCCUGGAGAACAUCGGCGCCUUCCUGGAGCUGGGACAGGUGUCUCUGAUGAACAAUUCCGAGCUCUGGAUGCACACGGAUCCCGUCUCCCGCCAGAACCAAUCCGUGGAUCAGCAGGUCGAGUGGCUCCUGUCUGCGCUCCGGAACUCCAGUUCCAGCUCCGGGGUUUCCGUGCAGGAGCCGGACGUGUCCCAGCCCCUCCCGCCCUCGUCAUUCCAGAGGUUCCUGAGGUCCCGGAGCAUCCCGGGGGUGGUGCUGAGCGACCACCGGGCGGGAUUCCGGAACAGGUACUUCCAGAGCAUCUACGACACGGCCGAGAACAUCGGGCUGCGUUAUCCCGAGGGAAUGAGCCCCGAGGAGCAGCUGGAGCACGUCACCGACACCGCCAAGAAUUCCUGGAAUUCCCGUAAUUCCCGUGUUUGUCCCGUUCUCCAGGCCCUGGCCAGGGUGGGCACGCUGGUGGCCCGGGCUCUGUUCUCGCUGGCCGGGGGACAAAACGGAACCGAGAAAAUCCAGGCGGAUGAGAAAACGGUCGCUCGGCUGCUCUUUGGGUUCCUGCUCAACUCCAACAACUCCUGGUUCCAGUCCCUGAUCAAACCCGACCAGAAGGGAAUCCUGGGCCCGUUUCCCCAGCACUACGUGGCCGUGUCCAGCCCCACCAACACGACGCAGCUGCUGCAGGCGGUGCUGGGGAACCUGACCGGGAUCAGCGCCAACCUGAGCCGGGAGCAGUGCCAGAACCCCGGGAAAACACCCGGAACCAUGCCCGAGCUGUACGAGUACUGGUGGGUGCAGGGCCCCCUGGACGGCAAUUCCACAUCCAGAAUUCCCGGCUGCGUCCGCUCCGGUGUCCGUCUGUCCCCGGCGCUGUCCCCGGCCUUCGAGCUGCGCCGCUGGGAUUCCCGGGAAUUCUCCACGUGGACCGAGAGCCGCUGGAAGGACAUCAGGGCCCGGAUCUUCCUGGUGGCCAGCAGGGAGCUGGAGCUGCUGACGCUGGCGCUGGGGGUGCUGGUGCUGCUCCUGUCCCUGCUCGGCACCUUCCUCAUCAACUCCAAGGCCUCGCUGCUCUUCGGGAUCCCGGCCCCUCCCGGCUCCUCUGGGUACUGAAAAUCCCGGAAAAAACUCCUGGAAAACCCGGGGAAACUGCCUGGGAAAAUUCUGGGAAAACAGCCAGGAAAAUUCAGGAAAACUGCCUGGGAAAUCCCAGAAAAACUGCCUGGAAAAUCCCAGAAAACCACCUGGAAAAUUCAGGAAAAACAUCCUGGGAAGUUCAGGGAUGACCUGUUUGAAAAUUCCAGAAGACCGCCUGGAAAAAUCCAGGAAAAGCUUCCGGGAAAAUCCCAGGGAAACCUCCUGGGAAAAUCCCGGAAAACCGCCUGGAAAAAUCCCAGAAAAACUUCCUGGGAAAUUCAGGAAAAUCUCCUGGAAAAUUCAGGAAAAACAUCCUGGAAAAUCUGGGGAAAACCUCCAGGAAAAUCCAGGAAAACCUCCAGGAAAAUCCGGGAAAACCACCUGAAAAAUGUGGGAAAAACCUCCUGGAAAAUCCGGGGAAACUUCCAGAAAAUCCUCGACAGGGAAUUCCCCCAGAGCUGGAAAUGCCAGAGGUGUUCCCGGGAAAUUCCCAAAAUUCCAGGUGGGAUCGAUGUCCUGGGUGGGAAAUUCCCCAAAUUCCCAAUUGGAUUCGAUGCCCUGAGUGGGAAAUUCUCAUUUGGAUUCGAUGCCCUCGGUGAGAAAUUCCCAAAAUAUUCCGAGAACUCCCAAUUGGACCCAUCCUGUUUCCCAGGGUGGAGCUUUUUGGGAAUCGUGAGGAAUUCCAAAGGGUCCGGGAAUGUCCCGAUAGAAAAAUUCCCUUUUUUUUCCCUGGGAUUUGUAAAUAUUAUAAAUAAAUCCGUGGAAUUCCCAAGGAAA
Molecule: messenger RNA, 3031 nt
Organism: Melospiza melodia melodia
Lineage: Eukaryota; Metazoa; Chordata; Aves; Passeriformes; Passerellidae
Gene: NCSTN
Product: nicastrin
Exons: 17
Coding region: 5-2230 (741 amino acids)
Biological process (GO): Notch receptor processing; protein processing
Cellular component (GO): plasma membrane
Source: RefSeq, a predicted model, not a curated record